GAUGACAAUAAAAUCAUAAAAUGUCUACUUUUAGGUACUUGUUCUCUGCUAUGAUCCAGAGGGCGCUGCUGGCCCCAAUGGUAUGGAUCCUGGUCACACUGCUGGAUGGGAAAAUCUUCAUCUGUGCCUUUAGUGUGAGUGUCGACCCUGCACUUUUUUCAGGGUUUCCUAACGACACUGAUCUGAAUGUGAUGACCAUCAUGUCCAAAGUUCCCUGUAAGGAGGACCUCAUCUUUAGGAACUCCUCCUUCCGCAAGGCGGUCUUUCGAUAUAUUCGCUGCUAUUCUCAAGUGAGUCGAAACAUUUCCACCAAAAAUCAGAGACUCUGAUGAAGUAGUGUAUUUUCUAAAGUUCAAAUA
Cynoglossus semilaevis (tongue sole) is the source of this 359-nucleotide messenger RNA. Its product is annotated as calcium homeostasis modulator protein 3-like. Gene Ontology annotation, molecular function: monoatomic cation channel activity. The record is from RefSeq and is a predicted model, not a curated record. Lineage: Eukaryota; Metazoa; Chordata; Actinopteri; Pleuronectiformes; Cynoglossidae. Bases 21 to 329 code for a protein of 102 amino acids. The transcript is spliced from 2 exons. Gene Ontology annotation, cellular component: plasma membrane.